AUGGUUCAUCAACAAGCUGGAGGUGUCUCUAAGCUCGUGAUAAAUCUAAAGUUGACUGCUCCAAUGGGCUCCAGUCUAAAUGGAGCCCCAGCCUAUCCUAUGCGGGACAAACCAUUUAGCGCACACCUGCUUGACGGAAAGUACUCAGAGAAAACAGGGGGUACUCAGGGACAACAGGGGGUACUCAGAGACAACAGGGGAUACUCAGAGACAGCAGGGGGUACUCAGGGACAACAGGGGUACUCAGGGACAACAGGAGGUACUCCAGAACAACAGGGGAUACUCGAGAGACAGCAGGGGGUGCUCAGGGACAACCAGGGGUGCUCAGGGACAACAGGAGGUACUCAAGACAACAGGGAUACUCAGAAAACAGGAGAAUUUUCGAGACAACAGGGAUACUCCAGAGACAGCAGGGGGGGUACUCAGGGACAACAGGGGGUGCUCAGGACAACAGGGGAUACUCAGAGAAAACAGGGGGUACUCAGAGACAACAGGGGGUACUCGAGGACACUUGGGGGGUGCUAA
Homarus americanus (American lobster) is the source of this 525-nucleotide messenger RNA. Its product is annotated as cold-shock protein CS120-like. Lineage: Eukaryota; Metazoa; Arthropoda; Malacostraca; Decapoda; Nephropidae. The record is from RefSeq and is a predicted model, not a curated record. The transcript is spliced from 2 exons. Bases 1 to 525 code for a protein of 174 amino acids.